GGAUGAUAGGGAGCGCGUCUAUAAAAGAACCAAAUUUCAACUAAACUCAAUUUUAAUAAUGGCAAAUAAAUUUAUUCUGGUCCCAGAGGAAAUUUACAAAGGACUUACAACUCAUGACAAGGGUGAACCAAAUUUGGAUUUUAUUCGUCGUGGUUUAGAAAAAACCAAACGUAAAAAAGAGACACCUAGUGCUAAAAAUAUUAAUUACAAUCAGGAGUUUAGACGAUAUCUACAGCUAAGAAAUGAACAACAGAAUAGACCAGUCAAAGUAGAGAUGGUGGCUAGUUCAAAGGGUAUCAUGGCUCGUCCUACAACAAGCUUAACUGAAGAAGAUGAUAUGUGGACUCAAGAUUUCUCAUCCCCAUCUUUUCAAAGUCGAUCUGAUACGACGUCAACGUUAAAAGAAGAUCUACCCUCUUCAUUACCAACAGAAAAUAUUACCACAAAAGAUGAGAAACCCGAAAUAAAAACUCCCAAGUUCAAGAAAAGAACAUACUCUUUCAAAAAAUUUAACACAGUUAAAUGGGCCCAGAGGAAACCCUCAAGUAGGAGAAGACCUAUAAAUAGGUUCAGCCCAGCAUUAUGGAGAUAAAAAUGGCAGACUAUACAAAACUUUUGCAAAAUCUUUACAACAAUCCUGAAUCGCCCGCAGCAUUUUCAGGUGUUGAUAGACUCUGGAGAGAGGCUAGAAAAGUCCUCAAACAUAUACCUAAAAGAGUUAUACAGGAUUAUUUGGAGGGUCAUAGGACAUACACGUUGAUGCGCCCGAGGCGCAUUCAUUUUAAAAGGACAAAAACUAUACCUGCAGGUU
Molecule: messenger RNA, 811 nt
Organism: Meloidogyne enterolobii
Lineage: Eukaryota; Metazoa; Nematoda; Chromadorea; Rhabditida; Meloidogynidae
Source: the annotation of a GenBank genome assembly